AUGUCAGCCGCUAGCUUGUGCUGAUUAGCUGGGGUGGGGGUACAGCAUUCGGUGGGAGGAACUCUUUACGAUGGAUGAUGAAGAUUUGGACCAAUUGCUGGAUGAAGUCGAGAAAAAGUUUUGUCGCAACGUUUCAAUUGCGUCCUCAGCGGCUCGCACCAACUCAAAUGUGGUUGGAAAACACGAGAAAGACAAAGACGGACAGAAAAAGCACGGUGCCACAAAACCUAAAGGGUCAGUGAACAGUGUCACUGAGGAUAUUGACGCCCUGCUGGAGGAAUUACAGGAGGAAGACUGCAGUCAUUUCCCGCAGCCAAAGGCUGAGCAGUUUCCUAAAGGACCACAUGUGGAAAAGACGCUUCCAUCUCAGUCGGGAGGAAGAAAGUGCUGUCCUGUUUUUAUUGGCGGGAGCUCUGUCGCAAAUGGUGUCGGAACAGCCGCAUCCAAGAGAUCAUGUGACCAGCUGAGGUGUAUAUCCUGCGACUUUCGGGUGCUGAUGUUUGAUGACUGUGAGUGGGAUUCAAGCUGUGAUUACCUGUUCCUCAGGAACAACAUGCCGGAACGUCAGAAGCUCAGAACCAAGCUGAAGAAGAGGAGAGGCUUGCGGGCGUACGCCUGCCAGUGCAGCUGGAUCUCCACGUUAGAGCCGACAGACCUCAGGGACCAACCUCAGCUCAGAUGGAGCGCUUCUGCUUGCAAUCAAAGGCAACUGUGGGAGUUCUCAACAAUGAGGCCAAAACCUGAUAUAAACUUGCAAAACCAGGUGAUGCUGCAGAUUCAGCUCAUAAUUCUCUGUGGUAUAAUUUCCAAAGUGACUUUAUAAAUGUUGGAUGUUAAUAUUUGAUUCUGAUAGGCCACAGCAGAUCCUGGGAUUUUAGUGAGUAAUAAUUCUGACAUUAUAUCUGCUGUUAAUCUUUAUAGUUAAUUAAAUUAUGGCAUCACUGUUUUUUCACCAGCAAUGCAUUUUACAAACUGUAAAGACGACACUUGUCACCUCCUCCUCUCAGCUGUGAGUAGCUGCAUGUAAACUGACUUUAGAGGCGCUCUGUUGGACAGACAGUGUAAUGGCACCAUUUCCAAAUCACCCCAUGGGUCUUUUUAUGCAUUAUGUUGUCUAUAAAAAAACUGCAAAGAAAAAGAAAAGUUUGCAUGUUGAUAAAUGUCUGGAAACAUUUCCUGAUGCCUGUUUGUCUUUCUGAAGCCAGCAUCUGGCUCCACACCAGUGUAUUUGCUGUAAUAAGCAAAUGCAUAUUACAAGCUAUUCAGUAAUAGCAAUGUGUAAAAAGUGGGGUUAAGUAUUAAAAACUUUUUAAAUAUUAAAAAAAUGCUGUGUGAAUAUGUGUGCACUCAAAGCGCUUUGACUGGAAAAGUGGUAAAACUGUUAGAAAAGGUUAUUUAAAUCAAGAAGAGUAAGUCAGACAAACAUCUUACCCUGUAAGUUAAGACAAACGUAAAGUCAUUCUAUCUUUAAGAUCUGAUUGUGAUUAGUUUUGUAUUGCGUCAAACGUAUGUGUUGCUUAGAUGUUUUCUUAUAACAUGCAAGAGAGUUUCUGCUCUAUUCUUUUACCUGCAGCGUUGGUGGUGUUAAUCCAUGUGAGAGCAAGAAAAUAUGACAGAUUUUAUGUAAGGUCAAUAAAUAUAAUAGUUGA
This is a messenger RNA of Oreochromis aureus, 1649 nucleotides long. RefSeq names its product chromosome 11 C8orf37 homolog (gene cfap418). Bases 71 to 823 code for a protein of 250 amino acids. NCBI's taxonomy places the organism in Eukaryota, Metazoa, Chordata, Actinopteri, Cichliformes, Cichlidae. The record is from RefSeq and is a predicted model, not a curated record. The transcript has 7 exons. Gene Ontology annotation, cellular component: cytosol.